This is a messenger RNA of Argentina anserina (silverweed cinquefoil), 1622 nucleotides long. Its product is annotated as ureide permease 2-like. Gene Ontology annotation, biological process: nitrogen compound transport. The record is from RefSeq and is a predicted model, not a curated record. Bases 153 to 1442 code for a protein of 429 amino acids. Gene Ontology annotation, cellular component: membrane. The transcript has 7 exons. NCBI's taxonomy places the organism in Eukaryota, Viridiplantae, Streptophyta, Magnoliopsida, Rosales, Rosaceae. Gene Ontology annotation, molecular function: allantoin:proton symporter activity; uracil:monoatomic cation symporter activity.
CAGGCUGGCUUUCAGGUCAUACCUAAAAGUUGGGGAUUUUCUGUUUUGGUUCUUAGAAAUGUAGUCCUUCCAGAAAUGAAUGCUAUCAUUUAGUUGAAGCUUAUUCUGUGUUAAAAAUUUAUGGGAAACUAGUGAGUGAUAGUGAGCUAUAUAUGCAUAUGCAGGAUCUCUCUGGUGUUCCACUGCUGGUAUUUUUGCCUUCUGAGUGGAAUUUUUCGAGGGGGCUAAAGAUGUAUUUGGUGGAAAGCAAAGGAGGUGCCAUAGCAUGCAUGCUUCUGUCCUUGUUCUUCUUGGGGACAUGGCCUGCUAUCCUGGCUAUGCUCGAAAGAAGAGGCCGACUUCCUCAGCAUACCUAUCUGGAUUAUUCAAUCACCAAUUUCUCGGCUGCUAUCUUUAUUGCUUUGACACUUGGUCAGAUAGGGAGUGGUACAGCUGAGGAGUCCAAUUUUAUAACCCAACUUUCGCAGUUGCCGGCGAAUUGGCCCUGUGUUUUAUUUGCAAUGGCGGGCGGGGUAUUCUUGAGCCUCGGGAAUCUUUCAACACAAUAUGCUUUGGCUGUUGUUGGUUUGUCAGUGACAGAAGUUAUCACUGCAAGCAUUACAGUUGUCAUAGGCACAACCUUGAAUUACUUCUUAGAUGACAAAAUAAACAAAGCCGAUAUUCUUUUCCCUGGUGUCGCUUGCUUCUUGAUUGCGGUUUGUCUUGGAUCUGCUGUUCACUCAUCCAAUGCAGCUGAUAACAAAGUAAAACUUGACAAUUUUCCAAGUGAUCCGAAAGAUGGAGGAAAGCAAUUAAGUGCAAACCCAAAUAAGGUGGAUGGGAAGGACCUAGAGACUGGAAAUGAUCAUGCUGUGAAAGCCAAGGCUGGGACAGCAGAUUUUCUUGUACAGCUUGAGAACCAAAGAGCAAUUAAGGUUUUUGGAAAGAGCAUUUUUAUUGGAUUGGGCAUAGCUUUGUUUGCUGGAGUUUGCUUCUCUCUCUUCUCACCUUCAUUCAACUUGGCCACAAAUGAUCAGUGGAACACUCUAAAGGAAGGAGUUCCUGAUUUGGUUGUCUAUACUGCGUUUUUCUACUUCUCAGUAUCGUGUUUUACCAUUGCCAUUAUUCUAAAUAUUAUCUUCCUCUACCGCCCUAUCCUAGGCUCACCAAAAACUUCAUGCAAAGCUUAUUUGAAGGACUGGGAUGGUAGAGGUUGGGCCCUUUUGGCUGGUAUUCUAUGUGGAUUCGGAAAUGGUCUCCAAUUCAUGGGAGGCCAAGCUGCAGGAUAUGCAGCAGCUGAUGCUGUUCAGGCAUUUCCACUUGUGAGCACUUUCUGGGGUAUACUUCUGUUUGGAGACUACCGAAAUUCAUCACAAAGAACAUACAUAUUGCUUAUUAGCAUGUUGGGCAUGUUUAUUGUUGCUGUUGCUUUGCUCAUGGCAUCAGCAGGGGAGAGAACAUAACAAUUCAACUGCAAAAUCCUUGUUAGAAAAACUGUGUACCUCUGUAUUAGAUCAUGAAUCAAGAUUCAAGCAAGAAAAUGCUGAAGAACAAAAUAGGCUCAUCAAUCAGGAAGAUUAUGACUUAUGAGUUGUGCAGGUGUUUGUGAAUGUGAAAUAUUCCACUGAAGAUUAUUUCUGUGG